AAGCAACUGCGCUACGUUCGGUGUGCACGGCUGAAGGUUUAAGUGGUCACGGCGUAGAGAACCGUUCGCGGUCAAACACGUGUUUCGAGGUGAUUGCGGAGGAGAGUCGCGUCGCAACGGCAGGCCUAAUCGCUCGUUCUACCGAAUGGCUGGCUAGUAAUCUACGUUCUCCCCUUCAAAUGCGAAACAUCUCUCGGCCGUCUGUUCAGUUUCAUCUUCAUCUCCUGCACCGGGCAUCUUUCUCAUCUUUUCCCCCCUUUCCUUUGACUCAUGGCCUACGAACGAUACUUCGUUGGAACUAAAAAGAAAUAAAGAUGAUGGAUGUAACCACGGCCAUGCCAUCCGCCGGUGGAGCGUCCCUAAUUGGACGCACCAGAGGCGCACUCAGGUCUGUCAAGUCUGCGUUAGGGGGUAGCGGAGAGUAUCUUCAGGGUUUGGGUAGCAGAAUAGGAUCCGUUCUAAGUAGCAGUUUAGAAGAAAGUGAAUUGACCACGACGCCGUCGACGCCACCCUCUUCGCCACAAGCACCACCUCAGACUGCCAAGCCGGAAGAACAGUUGGCUAGGAGGAAAUUAAGGCUCCCAAGAUUUGGAACAGGAUUGACUUACGAAGAUUACGAAGCGAUCGCCAGGCACAAAUUGGAGCGCCAGGGUAGCGUGAACAUGUCGAGAUGCAUGAGGAAAUAUCCACCGGGUAUGACCUACGAGGAGAUAGCCUCGUCGAGAUCAGCCGGGACUAAGAGGCAAGAGCAAAAGGUAGAAGAAGAUAACAGCCCCGACAGAGACAGUCAAGAAAGUAUAGAGCCUCUUCAAGAAAGGGAUCUCAAGGCCACUGGACCUGAUCCUUUCGAUAAAUUGAACUACAAGGGAGAUAUGCCACCUUGUAGCAGCGAUUCGAUGAGCGAUCAGGAUGGCUACGGACCCAGUACGAGCUUAGACUCGAACAUGGACGGUCGUCGAUUGUGGCAGAGAUCAGACAGAAUCCGGCAGGAUAUGGUUCUCCAGAGUGGUGAACGCAAGAAGAGCUCAUCCCUGUGUGACAGAAGCAUCGUUUUAUUCCCUGGCGCAACAUUUUGCGGUAGCCCUUUUCGAAUGUCACGAGGCAGAUGAUUUCGCGCCUGCCAAAAGUCUCAUGAACAUGUGCUUCACUUUUUACCACGAAGUUGAAGUACCAGGACUGGAACCGUAUCGUGAAUAUUUGUACACACACUUACGAGUGCAACCGAUCUGGACGUCGAUGAGAUUUUGGACAGCGGCUUUCUUCGACGCGGUUCAGUGUGAAAGAGCAUCGAGGCCAGUCCCUCCGAGGCCUAAGUCUCUGGAUCAAGAGGCAAUCGCUGCUGAGGAUCGAAAAUUCCAAGCUAAUAUCGUUUUUGGACAAUUAGGAACAAGAAAAGAUGCUUCGUGACAACAUAGAGAGGAUGUUCGACGAGACGGAGCCUUGGCGGUAGUUUUACUGAAUAUAUAUAAAUCCAAGAAACCAUGGAAACAAUUUGUUAACAAGGUAUCUACUUACCGAAUUAUAAUUCCCUAGGGAAAAUCGUUGCGAAGCUGUCAAUUAAUUAAAAAAAAAAAAAAAA
Messenger RNA from Heterotrigona itama, 1579 nucleotides. The record is from the annotation of a GenBank genome assembly. Lineage: Eukaryota; Metazoa; Arthropoda; Insecta; Hymenoptera; Apidae.